UGACUGACGCAGUCGUUGUUUACGCAACUGCAUCCUACCGCUAGAACCUGCGAGGAGGCAUCAGACACGCCCGAAAAGGUCUUCGAAUCAAACUCAAAAUGGCUUCUAUACCGGUUAUUGUAAAGCACCAGGGCAAACGUUAUGAGGUCGAGCUUGAUCCAUCCCUGAACGGCGAAACGCUCAAGUACCAGUUAUUCUCUCUUACCGGCGUCGAACCUGAGCGACAAAAGAUCUUAGUUAAGGGAGGCCAACUCAAGGAUGAUACACCAUUGUCGUCCCUCAACGCCAAAGCGGGCCAAACAUUCAUGAUGAUGGGCACGCCAUCUGGAGGUCAGGGUGCUGGAGAUUUGGGUAGACCAAAGGAGGUCGUGAAGUUUCUGGAGGACAUGACGGAAGCUGAAGCCGCUAGAGCGGAGGGAGCGACUCCUGCUGGUCUGCAGAACCUCGGAAACACUUGCUAUCUGAAUUCGACAUUACAGACACUGCGGAGCGUACCGGAGCUUCAGGAUGCGCUACAAAGGUACCGACCCUCAGGGGGAUCAUCUGGAGGCUCUAGUAUCUCGAACCUCAGCAGUCUUGGCCUCGGCGGCCUUGGAGCUUCCAUGGAUCUCACAUCGUCUCUGCGGGAUCUCUUCAAGCAAAUGUCGGAGACGCAGGAGGGGUUUCCACCGCUCAUGUUCCUCAAUGCGCUGAGAAAUGCUUUCCCCCAGUUUGCUCAAAGAGAUCGAAACGGACACGGUUAUGCCCAGCAGGAUGCCGAAGAGGCAUGGUCACAAAUUGUGAGUCAGCUGCGGAACAAACUGGUCGUCAAGGAGGGUGAAGGGGAAUCCGCCACUGAGGUGUCAUUCGUGGAUAAAUAUCUUGCUGGAAGGUUCGAAUCUACUACCGAAUGCGAUGACAUGACAGCAAGGGAGGCUGGCGAAGAAGCUACUCGGAGCUCGGACGUGUUCUACAAACUCGAUUGCCAUAUUGGUAAGGAGACAAACCAUUUGCACGAUGGUAUCAUGGCUGGUCUCGAGGAGAAGAUCGAGAAAAAAUCCUCGACGCUUGACCGCGAUGCCGUGUAUACUAAGCGUUCACGCAUAGCCCGCUUGCCAAAGUACCUAACGGUGCAUUUCGUUCGAUUCUUCUGGAAGCGCGAAACACAGAAGAAGGCCAAGAUCAUGCGGAAGGUUACCUUCCCCUUCGAACUCGACGCGGUGGACUUCUGUACCGACGAACUCAAGAAGCAGCUCGUUCCUGUCAGAGACAAGGUCCGAGAGAUUCGGAAGGAGGAGGUGGAUGUUGAGCGUGCUCGUAAGCGCCAGAAGCUUGCUCAUCGAAAGGAGGAGGAAGGACAAAAAGAGGCUGAGUCCGUUUCAAGCAAGGAGCCAAUGCAGAAGAAAGCAGCCGAGCACAAGGACCAAAGCAAAACUGUGGAGAAAGAUGGAGAUGCGACCAUGACUGAUGUCUUCAAGUCCGACGCAGACUACGAAGCCGAGAAGACCGCCUCGAUCCUUGCGGCCAAGAAAGAGCUCGCGGAGCUACUUGACCCCAGCCUUGCCUCGGAGGGCGGUGUUAACAAGACGGGUCUCUACGAGCUACGCGGCGUUAUCACACAUCAGGGUGCUAGUGCCGACAGUGGACAUUACACCGCAUAUGUGAAGAAGCAAGCCAAUGGCGACGAUGCAAGCCCGGAAGGAAAGUGGUGGUGGUUCAAUGACGAGAAGGUGACCGAAGUGGAAGGGGAGAAGAUUGAGAUGCUUGCUGGUGGUGGCGAAUCCCACUCUGCACUUAUUCUCCUCUACCGUGCGGUUGAUGUGUCUACUACUGAUUAAGCAUGCUCACGGUCUCAACUACAACUCAACAGUGUCGGUGUAGAAAUGGUAUGCAUAGAUAAUGAGCUUAUGGCUGAAUGUUAGGGUCCGGUGUUCUUCUAGUCGAAAUACUACACUUAGGGUAUCCAAUCCGCAUGCCUGUUAUUCAGCGAAGUGCUUGAAUAGACC
Aspergillus sclerotioniger CBS 115572 is the source of this 1985-nucleotide messenger RNA. RefSeq names its product ubiquitin-specific protease UBP6. Lineage: Eukaryota; Fungi; Ascomycota; Eurotiomycetes; Eurotiales; Aspergillaceae. Gene Ontology annotation, biological process: regulation of proteasomal protein catabolic process; protein deubiquitination; proteasome-mediated ubiquitin-dependent protein catabolic process. The coding region runs from base 99 to 1817 and encodes 572 amino acids. Gene Ontology annotation, molecular function: proteasome binding; protein binding; cysteine-type deubiquitinase activity. The record is from RefSeq and is a predicted model, not a curated record. The transcript has 3 exons.